Messenger RNA from Psylliodes chrysocephalus, 1440 nucleotides. Lineage: Eukaryota; Metazoa; Arthropoda; Insecta; Coleoptera; Chrysomelidae. The record is from the annotation of a GenBank genome assembly.
UAGAACAAAAUGGCCGAUUACGGAAAAUCCAGUACUGUUCCACAAUAUAUUGCAGCGUUAUCAAUAUGUUUGGGAGCAGUAGCUGCAGGCGCAGUUCUAGGUUGGACGAGUAACAUUACUGAUGAUUUAAAAGAUUCCAAACUUAAUGACAUACCCAUUGAUGAACAGUCCUUAGGAUGGAUAGGAUCCUUUGUUUCGGUAGGGGCACUGAUAAUGUGCUUACCCAUUGGAUUUAUCUGCGACAAAAUCGGAAGAAAAUGGGGAUGUUUAAUGACAGUCAUUCCCUUCCUCGUAGGAUGGCUUUUGAUCAUCUUUUCCACAAACAUUAAUAUGAUCUACGUUGGCAGGUUUCUCACAGGUUUAGCAGGAGGAGCUUUCUGUGUCGCAGCACCCAUUUACACAGGAGAAAUAGCACAGAACAGUAUUCGAGGAGCCUUAGGAAGCUACUUCCAGCUUCUUCUAACUGUUGGAAUACUUAUAGCCUAUAUAGCAGGAGCUUAUAUGAGUCCGCAAGCCUCGGCCAUAGUCGCAGCUUGUUUACCAGUUAUUUUUGCUGGUGUGUUCUUCUUCCAGCCAGAAACUCCUUUGUAUCUUCUUAAGAACAACAAAUACGAAGAAGCUAAGCAGUCGCUUCAAAGAUUGCGUGGAAGCAAUUAUGACUGUGAACCUGAAUUAAAAGAACUCCAACAGAGCUUGGAAAAAGAUGCUUCCGCCCAAGCAUCAUUUAAAGAGGUAUUAUUUACUGAUGCGGGAAUAAAGGCUUGCUUUAUAAGCUUCAGCAUUAUGUUCUUCCAACAAAUGAGUGGGGCGAACGCCGUUAUUUUUUAUACAGGAGAUAUUUUCAAAGCUUCUGGUUCUAGUUUAAAAGCUUCUACGGCUACUAUUAUUAUAGGUAUCUUACAAACAUUGGCCACGUUUGUUGCUUCGUUGAUAGUAGAUAAAUUCGGUAGGAAAUUAUUGUUGUUGGUAUCCAUUUUGUUCAUGGCUGUGUCGGAAUUUGUUUUAGCAUUAUUUUUCACAUUCAAAGACAGGCAUGUUUUAGACGCUGACACAGUUGCUUCGAUUGGAAUUUUACCAGUGAUUUGCUUGGGCGUUUUUAUUGUCAUGUUUUCAAUUGGCAUUGGACCGAUCCCUUGGUUAAUUUCAGCAGAACUUAUGCCUACGGAAAUUAAAUCUACUAUGUGUUCCAUAGCCGCUACUUUCAACUGGUUUUUAGCAUUUAUUAUAACGAAAUUUUAUGGUGAUAUGAAAGAUGGUGUCGGUGGUGAUACGACGUUUUAUAUUUUUUCUGGAAUUUGCUUCGCCGGCGUGGCUUACGUACUAGUAUUUGUGCCUGAAACUAAAGGCAAGUCUGUAGCUGAAGUGCAAGCCAUGCUAAGUGGUCGCAAGGCAGAAACUAACGAAAAAGAAGGCAUUGAUAAUCCAAGCUUUACAAAAUAA